AUGCGAUUUGCUUUUAAAUUAAAAGGUUCUGGAGUCAGCAUACAGCCGGAUCUUCCUCUAGCGGAUGGGGUGAAACUGAAGGCAGCUAUCCAAGACCUUAAGUCAAGUCACACCGCUGGUGAAAGUGGUCUGCGGUUGGUGGGUUUUUCGGACGGCGCGCCGACGGUCCAUUUUUGCCAUGCCAGAGACCAUCCUAGUGGUGCACGAUCCUGGACGCACCAUACCGAAAUCCUUCAUUUAGUGCUCACUAACGUGAGUAGCCUGCGUAACAAGAUGUGCAAAGUUGGC
Messenger RNA from Dicrocoelium dendriticum, 288 nucleotides. NCBI's taxonomy places the organism in Eukaryota, Metazoa, Platyhelminthes, Trematoda, Plagiorchiida, Dicrocoeliidae. The record is from the annotation of a GenBank genome assembly.